This is a messenger RNA of Populus euphratica (Euphrates poplar), 2564 nucleotides long. RefSeq names its product ribonuclease H2 subunit A-like. Bases 1136 to 1747 code for a protein of 203 amino acids. The transcript is spliced from 5 exons. Gene Ontology annotation, biological process: DNA replication, removal of RNA primer; mismatch repair. Gene Ontology annotation, molecular function: RNA-DNA hybrid ribonuclease activity; RNA binding. NCBI's taxonomy places the organism in Eukaryota, Viridiplantae, Streptophyta, Magnoliopsida, Malpighiales, Salicaceae. The record is from RefSeq and is a predicted model, not a curated record. Gene Ontology annotation, cellular component: ribonuclease H2 complex.
AUUUAAAUUAAAAUAUAUCAUUCAAGCCCAUAAUUAAAAUUCACCAGAUCAACCUACCAUAGUAUCCGGUUUUAAUAAACGGUUGCAAGUGAAAAUGUAACCGGUCUUCUCCAAAAGAUGUAAUUAGCCUCCGUUCUUAGAAAAAAGAAGAAGAAGAAACAUUAUUCUAACUAUCUUUUCAUUUUUUAGACCCAAGUCCUAGCCCAAGACUGAAACAUCCUCCCUCUCAAUUCUGGCGGGAGCCAAACGCCGUUGUCGGAGAAAGGGAAGUGGUUUACUUCUAGUGGCGGCUAAAGGACUUUCUCUAUACAUAAUGGGGUCUGAAUCAACUCUCCCCGAGUGGGCUCAAAGCCUUGCAUUAUGGGUAUAGAUGAAGCUGGUCGUGUUCCAGUUCUUGGCACUUUAUUACUCAACCUAUGGUGUACGGAUGCUUGUGCUGUGCUUGCUCAUAUGAGAAGACUCUCUACCCUCAACUUUGCAGGUUUUGAUUUCUUCAACUUAAUUUUGAUCUGGGUUUUGUCUACUUUCUUGUGAAGGUUUUGUCUUUUUUUUUUUUUUUAAUUAGUUCAAAUUUCCUUUUGAACUGGAGCUAGAAUGAUGGUAUGUGAUGGUGGUUAAUAGAAUUUUUGUAAAACGUGCCAUGUUUAGCCAAAAGAAUAUUAUUUGCUUCAUCUUUAUAUUUGAAAGUUUGGAUCUUUAUCAACAAUGGCUAUCAUUAGCUGCUAGUACCCCUCAAUUAUGUAGACUAGAGCUUGAAUAAUGGAAAAGUUUUUAUUUAGAUUUUUAUCAGAGCUUGAAAAAUGGUAUGCGAUGCUGAAUGGAAUUUGGGUUGCAAAAUGUUGUAUUGAAGUUAAAAGAAGGAUUGCAUUUUAGCUUUUUUUUCGAGAGUUCGGUAUUAUUUUUUUUUAUCAACAAUAGCAAUUGUAAGCUACUUGCGCCCUUUCAAUACAUGGCUUCAGAUAUGUAUGGUUUUUUUUGGAAAAAAAACGAUGAUUCUAUUUUGUUGUUUUGUUGCUUGUCGAUUCAAAGACUUUAAAAUAAGAGAAAAGGGAGGGGUGAUUUUGAAAAUCUAAAGGCUAAUGAAUCAAUUGGAUGGGCUGUUGAUGUUAUUGAUCCGAGGGAGCUCUCGGCUAAAAUGCUUAAGAAGAAUAAGAUAAACCUGAAUGAAAUAUCACAGGAUUCUGCUAGUGGCCUUGCGAAUAGGGUGCUAAACAUGGGAGUUCUUUUAACCGAGAUUUAUGUGGAUACAGUGGGAGAUCCUGAUAAAUAUAGAAUAAAACUGUCUGAAAGUUUUCCUUUUGUCAAGUUUGUUGUUGCAAAGAAGGCUGGUAGUCUUUAUCCAGUUGUGAGUGGAGCAAUUAUUGUUGCAAAGGUAGUGAUUUCCCACCCAUUUGAUUCCCUUAAUUUGUUCUUGCCAAUAUGUUUAUCUUCUGUUCAACCGAGGAGGUUACAAGAGAUUGGACCUUGUGAGGAUGGGUACUUGAUGAAACAGCUUAAAACAUGGCUAGGAAUUUUGGAUCUGGAUACCCUGGAGUUUUAUUGUUGCGUGCAAAUCCUGAAACUAAAGCUUGGUUGGAACAAACACGAACACUCAGUAUUUGGAUUCCCAACACUGUUCCGCUUCAGUUGGGGUACAUGCACACCCUAUUCCAAGAACAUGGUUGACGUCUUGGGUCAAUUAUCGGUCCUUUCUUUACUUUCCCAUAGCAAUACCCUUCUUCUGCAGCUGCAUCAUUGUGCUGCGUGAUGUGAGGUGCUAUGUAACUCUAAAACCGAAGACAGGAACUAACUUAUCUCAGCUUUUUUUAAUGAGAUGGGUAAUAUCACUUCUUUGUUCAGUCAUAACUGCAUCCAGGGAAUGUUUUAGGGGUGAGGUCAAUUUGAAUGAUCUAUGAUUAUUGGGGCCUUGUUCAUCCUUGGACUGGAGGAGAGUCUGAGGUUUAUAGCCAUACGUGUAACCUGCUAGUAUAAAAGUUUGAUGGACCCCCUUCAAAAUAAAUGUUGCUUCACAAUUCCUUGCUUCUUUUUCUCUUUUGCAUGAGAUGCCAAAACAGGCACAAAACUUUAGUCAGUUGUCUUUGAAGGGUGCACUCCAUGUUACUCGCUCAUGAAUAUGGUCCACUUUGUAGAAAGCAGGAUUGAUUCUUGUAUUUUCAUGGGUGCCAUUUGCAGUCUGAGCUGUGUGGAAUUUAACAAUACCUCAUUUUACUGUUUUCUUUGCAAUCCAUUCCACAAGAAGAAAACGGUAAAGAUAUUGAAUGUGUCAUGCUUUGCUGCAUUUUUCCUUUUUAUUUUUAAGCAGAGAAUUGGAUAAAUUAGUGGAAGAUGGUUCUAGUAGUAGCAGUCAGAAGCGGCAACUAAAAUCAAGCAGUUUUGGUGUCACAACGUCCAAGAGGAAAAGUGAGGAAACUGAAUCUAGUGGUAAAAGCCGCUGCAACUUUUUCCAUACUCGCAAACUUGUGCAACUUACUAAUUUAGCAAUGAAGUUUGGUUGCUGUUUUAUUCCAUACCUACAGUAACUAUUGCUUACCUUCAUAUAAAUGAAUCGAAGAACUAUCCCAGCA